AUGGACGCAGAAGAUGGAGACACAAGAUCGUUGAAAUUGUCCGUUUAUCCUAUCGUAGCCGAUAAAAACUGGCUCACAGUAGAUCGAAGUCGUCAAGUCUUGCGUGGAAUAUCGCUGAAUCAAGGCGAUUUUGAGUUUAGACUUGAAGCCAGAGAUUCUGCAAAUCAGAUGACUUCGGCCGCGUUUCGUGUAUCGGUUGAUGAAGUGACCCCGUCGAAUCAUCUAUUCAUAUUCGAUAUCCAAAAAAGUUAUCAACAUUUAACAAAAGACCCCGAUACCAUGUUGGCAUUUGCUACAAAACUAGCACAUUCGCUAGGCGAUCGUCUGCCAAAAAAUAUUGUUAUCAGGUGUGUAUGA
Anisakis simplex (herring worm) is the source of this 357-nucleotide messenger RNA. The record is from the annotation of a GenBank genome assembly. NCBI's taxonomy places the organism in Eukaryota, Metazoa, Nematoda, Chromadorea, Rhabditida, Anisakidae.